Messenger RNA from Cololabis saira (Pacific saury), 2205 nucleotides. RefSeq names its product multidrug and toxin extrusion protein 1-like. The record is from RefSeq and is a predicted model, not a curated record. The coding region runs from base 144 to 1892 and encodes 582 amino acids. Lineage: Eukaryota; Metazoa; Chordata; Actinopteri; Beloniformes; Belonidae. The transcript is spliced from 18 exons. Gene Ontology annotation, molecular function: xenobiotic transmembrane transporter activity; antiporter activity. Gene Ontology annotation, biological process: xenobiotic detoxification by transmembrane export across the plasma membrane. Gene Ontology annotation, cellular component: membrane.
CAGCAGAGGGCUGCGUCUUAUUGCGGAUGCUGCCAACACAUCGACCGGUUCAUAUUGUCCCGGAGAGUGUCAAACAGAAGUACAUGACAGACGGGACCUAAGCUUCACUGGAAAAAGCUACGCUACAGUCAGCAGCUGCAAACAUGGAAGGCUUCAGCGAUAAGCUAUUUUGCUGCAGGUGGGUACGCAACAAGGUCCCCGUGGCCCACAGAGAGGAAUUGUACCACAUCCUGAGGAUGACAGGGCCUCUGCUGUUCUCCCGAAUCCUCCAUUACAUGCUUCCUUUUGUGGUCACAAUGUUCUGUGGGCGCCUAGGAAAUGCAGUGAUGGCUGGCUAUGGAUUAGCCUCUGCUACCCUGAAUGUUACCACGGCAGCGACAGGAUGUGGCCUGGGUCUGGCAUGUGAUACGUUGGUGUCUCAGACGUUUGGGGGUAAGAACCUGCUGCGGGUGGGAGUGAUCCUCCAACGAGGCAUCAUCAUCCUGCUGUUGUUCUGUCUCCCCUGCUGGGGGCUUCUUAUAAAUGCUGAAGCCAUCCUCUUAUGUCUAGGCCAGGACUCUGAGGUUGCCAGAAUAGCUCAGCUGUAUAUUACAGCCUUCCUUCCUGCAGUACCAGCAAUGUUUUUAUUUAAUCUACAGGUGUCUUAUCUGCAGAACCAGGGUAUAAUUCUGCCACAAAUGUAUGCUGCUGCGUUGGCAAACAUAGCAAACCUGGUGACAAACUACAUCUUCCUUUAUUGGCUGAAUCUGGGAGUCGCCGGAUCUGCGGCAGCCAACACUUUGUCUCAGAUUUACAUCUGUGUGUUUCUGUUUGGCUACAUUUGGUGGAAGAAGCUGCAUGUAACAACAUGGAGAGGCUGGUCAGCAGAAUCACUGCAGGAGUGGGGCUCCUACAUGAAGCUGGCCAUCCCCAGCACUUUAAUGAAAUGCUUUGAGUGGUGGCUUUAUGAGUUUGGGGGAUUCUUUGCAGGAAUGCUAAGUGAAGAUGAGCUUGCAGCCCAGCAUGCCGUAAUAAUGGUGGCUUUUAUCAUCUACAUGUUCCCUCUUGGAGUUCAAGCUGCAGCAUGUGCACGGGUUGGUAAUGCUCUCGGUGCAGGAGACACAGCCAGAGCAAUUCUCACCAGCAAGAUGUCACUUACCCUUGCAGGUAGCUUUGCAGUUAUUGAAGGAAUUGUGCUUGGUUCUACCAAAACGGUGAUCGGCUACAUCUUCACCUCUGAUGAGAAUAUUGCACGUCUGGUCUCGAACUUGAUGAAUGCUUACUGUUUCCUUCAGUUCUUCGACGCUCUUGUGUGUGUGUGCACUGGCAUCUUCUUGGGAACAGGCAAACAAAAGAUACCAGCUGUGGCUAAUCUUGUUGGAUACUAUGGCAUAGGGCUUUCACUGAGCGUGACUUUCAUAUUUGUUGCAGAAAUGAGAAUUAUAGGUUUUUGGCUUGGACUGCUCAUCUGCGUCGUUUUACAAUCCAUCUUCUACAUCGUUGUAAUCUUCCGGCUGAACUGGAAGAGAAUGACAGAGGAGGCUGUGAAACGGGCUCAGACAAAGUCUCCCAUGACACUAUUAGCCACAGAUGCCAUGCUAGAUAAUAUGAGUAACAAUAUUCCUGGCCAGGCAUUAAACAAUGAGAAUUCUUCAGAUGGCUACACGUUUGUGAGCACAGAGCAGAAGGAUGGAAGCUCUGAGACGCAGCUGACAGGUCCUCGUCUCUCCACCAGCCAGCUGAUCAUCAGACGUGGCCUCGUGGCGUUUGCAGCGGUGGCUCUUCUCGCUGUGGGAGUGAGCGUGCACUUCCUCGUGCCUUUACCAGAGAUUCACUCUGCGAAGGCCAACUUAACCGAGGACUCGAUCAAUGCAACAUCUGCUCCUGAUCCAUUUUUUCCCACAACGCAGUAGCAGAGACGACCUAACCGUUGGAGCGGUUGAACCCAUGUUUGGAAUCAGGCCGUGAAGCCACAUUUAACCGUUGUGGACUUAUUAACUGUCAUUUAUCAAUUUGAACAAUGUCAGUUUGACUCAACUUUACCAAAUCUGGUGAGGAACAAGCCACGUUACUGCUGAAUGCGUUUUCUUUUCAGUGGUCUGCAUUUUUAUCAUUUUAAUCUGCAUAAGACUGUUAAACUGCUUAGAACACUACCUCUGUCUACUGGAACGGCAAAAGAAACAAUGCUGUUUGUAAAACCAUUAAUAAAUACUUUAUCAUAAUCAA